AUGGCAUUUUACAACACCUUUUGUACGCUUCUUGCGGUAGCUUCGCUUGGCGGGGCAGUGAUAUUCAAGCCUCAAAAUGGAUACCAAGCUCUGUCAGGUGUGAAUACCUCCUUUCCGGUGGAUUUGCAGCCAUUUUACAACAACCGUGCUUUUGGGUUAUACCCCAAUGACGCUAGCUUUGACGGCCAGGGAAAUGCCUAUCCGGCGAGCCAAAUUCCACCGGAGAAAUUCUCCAUUGGAGGAUUCAACUAUCGAUUUGCUACUUACAAUGCCACUGGGAAUGACAAUGUCCGGACGGAGGGCCAAGAGAUCCACGUUCCGCGGGGCAGGUACUUCAGCUAUCAAAUGCUAGCAGCCGCAGAGUCUGGAAUGGCCAGUGGUUCCGUAAUGGCCAAAUAUGCCGAUGGCAGCACGACCUCGGGACCGCUCCUGGUGCCUGCCUGGUGGAGCUGGCCAUAUCCCGCUGGCGGCGACCUGAUCUUCACGAAUUAUCUGACUGACAGUACGACCAACUACAACCGCUCAAAUAUCUUUCAGACCAUCAACUGGCUGGACUCUUCGAAGGACCUCGUGUCUUUGACUUUGCCCAAGUCCACGGCAGGGUCGUCCACGGGGCCUGGUGGAGCGUCUAUCAGCACUGCGCUGCAUGUUUUUUCUCUGUCAAUGUUGCCAGUUCCAAAAAAGGAGCAGCAGUCUGUUAGCUUACAGAUACAGUAUGCUCGGUCCACUCAGAAAUGGAUGGAUGGGACAGACAAGACUCAGAUCGUUGAAGUCCUUGUCAACAAUAUCGGCACCUCCUUCGUCCUGCGCAACAAUACGGUUCGGGUCCAUGUUCAGUCACCGCAUUUGGAAACUGUGACAGAGGGUGUCAUCAAGAGACUGGGUCCUGGAGACCAGGCCAUCGUGGAGGUUGGUGUUCGAAACCGACCCGGAGUCCAAGCCGGCAGCGCUGGUCCAGCUACCGUUGUCAUUGGAGGCCAAGGGGUUGCGUCUAGUCCGUAUACUUUCGAAGCGACAUAUGGCAUCAAGCCUUAUGAGGCAACGUAUGAGUCUGUGUACAGCCACGAAGCACCAAACUGGUACAACAAUGCCAAGUUCGGCAUUUUCAUUCACUGGGGAGUGUACUCCGUGCCUGGAUGGGGCAACAAGGGAUCAAGGGAGGCCUAUGCCGAAUGGUACUGGUGGAAUCUCAACCAAGGACCCAGCAAUCCAACCCAAACUUAUCAGUACCAGCUUGAGACCUAUGGACCGAAUGUUGUUUACGACGACUUCAUCCGGAACUUCACUGCCGACGCAUGGGAUCCUAAGGAGUGGGUGGACUUGUUCGCCGAUGCUGGAGCCAACUAUUUUGUUCAAGUCAGUAAGCAUCAUGAUGGAUUUGCACUUUUCACUGCGGGCUCCGAGGUAUCGAAGAGAACAGCGGUGGAUCUAGGUCCGCAGCGAAAUCUACUCCAGGAACUUUUCGACGCGGCAAAGGAGCACCAGCCACAUCUACAUCGUGCGACAUAUUAUUCUCUGCCUGAGUGGUUCAACCCAGACUAUAAGAAAUAUGGAUUCGCCUCGUGGCCCGGAGGUAAUGCCACGAAUCCUUUUACCAAGGAGACCCUUCCGUACGCUGGUUAUGUCCCCUUAGCCGAUUAUAUCGCGGACAAAAUCGUUCCGGAGAUGAACACACUGGCCGACAUGGGCACGGAGAUUAUGUGGUGCGACAUUGGAGGCCCAAACCGGACAACGGAAUUCGCCGCAGCGUGGUUUAAUCGUGCAGCGCAGGAGAAUCGGCAGGUCGUCAUGAACGCUCGCUGUGGACUUCCCGGCGACUUUGAUACGCCCGAGUAUGCGAGAUACAAUGGUGUGCAAGUGCGUAAAUGGGAGAGCAACCUGGGAAUGGACCCGUUCAGCUAUGGCUACAAUCGAGACACGCCGCUGGCCAGCUAUAUGAACGCAAGCACCAUAGUCACGUCCCUGAUUGACAUUGUUAGCAAGAAUGGCAACUUCCUGCUUGAUAUUGGGCCCAUGGCGAAUGGGACUAUUCUCGAGGUCGAGCAGAAGCACUUGCGCCAGGCGGGAACGUGGAUAAAAAGCCAUGGAGAGGCAAUCUACAAUACCACUUACUGGUUUGUCACUCCCGAGAAAGGAGAUAAUAUCCGCUUUACUAUCACCCAAGAUGCAUUUUACAUCCACACGCUGGCUAGGCCUAAUGGCACGCUGGUGCUGACCAGCCCGAUCCCGUGGGUGGAGGGUGAUCAAGUCACAGUCGUCGGUGGAAAGAAGCACGGUGAUGUGGUGCCUAGCCACAAGGCUGCAAAUGGCAGUGUAAUUUUGUCAGUGAGCGAGGAGGUAGUCAACGCGGAUAACUAUGCCUGGGUAUUCAAGAUCACAUACUGA
This is a messenger RNA of Aspergillus pseudoviridinutans, 2385 nucleotides long. RefSeq lists its product as uncharacterized. Gene Ontology annotation, cellular component: lysosome. The coding region runs from base 1 to 2385 and encodes 794 amino acids. The record is from RefSeq and is a predicted model, not a curated record. Gene Ontology annotation, biological process: fucose metabolic process; glycoside catabolic process. The transcript is spliced from 5 exons. Gene Ontology annotation, molecular function: alpha-L-fucosidase activity. Lineage: Eukaryota; Fungi; Ascomycota; Eurotiomycetes; Eurotiales; Aspergillaceae.